This is a messenger RNA of Hyla sarda, 2608 nucleotides long. RefSeq names its product calcium binding tyrosine phosphorylation regulated (gene CABYR). Gene Ontology annotation, molecular function: calcium ion binding. The coding region runs from base 102 to 2192 and encodes 696 amino acids. Gene Ontology annotation, cellular component: sperm fibrous sheath; cytoplasm. The record is from RefSeq and is a predicted model, not a curated record. The transcript has 6 exons. Gene Ontology annotation, biological process: sperm capacitation. NCBI's taxonomy places the organism in Eukaryota, Metazoa, Chordata, Amphibia, Anura, Hylidae.
UCUGGAGGAACAGCACAGCCAACAAAAUAUAUGGAGGGUGCCCGCAGGUGGAGAGCCCAGGUCAGGGUCCCAAAAGCAGUUGUGGAAUAUCCCAAAGAAACAUGUCAACAAAACCGAGACUCCUAGUGCCGUUCGGCCUAAAAACACUGCUGGAGGGCCUGAGCCGAGCUGUGGUGACCACUCAACCCAACAAUAUCCCCGACUAUGCCUCAUAUUAUUUCGCAGAGUUACUGAAGUACAGACGUGAAAACCCCACUAUGGAUUUUAAGAACCUUGUACAAGAAUUUCAGCGCAGACAAAAUAGCACACAGACACAGUUUGGCCCUGCUGACAACCCAAUAUCAAGAAUCUCAUCCUUUCUGGUUUCAAAAGAUAAAGCAGAAUCUGAAAUAGUAGAAACAGAGAAUGCGCAAUGUCUUGCCAAACAAGAUCCAUGUGCUGGUAAUGCCUCUCUGGCAGAAGCCAUGACCGCUUCACUGAAUGGGGAACUAAAAUAUCCAUUGCUGUACCGUGACAUAUCAAAUCCAUUGAUCAGUGCACAUAGAGUGUAUAGUCACUUACAUCCUAGAGAAGAAGCCUCAGGAGCAGCAGGAGCUGAGUAUAAAGACAGUGUGAAGCACCAACAUCAAGAACAGACAAGUUCUGGUAUGGAAGCAUCUGCAGAACAAAGUGCAGAAGACCCUGAAAGAUUAGAGAAUGUUUCAACCAAUACACAGUCCCAGCCAACAAAAACCUUGGGGAGGAAAGCGUCCGCCAGUGGAGCAGUCCCUAAGAAGUUAAAUGGCCAAGCUCUUUACUCAUCCACAAGAGAGAAGGCUCCUGAUAGACAGUAUUCACUACCCAGAGGUGUCUCAUCAAAUGGUAGACGAACAAAUGGAGCUAGUACAAGUUUUUCUGCUCUCAUCCCCGAAAUAACUAUUUCAAAGCUACAAAAUUCUGUAACUUUUGAUGGUGAUGUCCACAGGAUUGUUUCCAAAAUGUCACAUCAUCCACCAGACUAUGCAGACUCAUCUGCUCCAGGGUCAGCUAUUUAUCUGUCUAAAAAGACUAUAGAGUCCCGGCUGCCAGAGGUUGUUCCGCCAACUCAGGGAGUAGCACAGAUGAAAAUAAUGUCCACUGAACACCAACAAAGAACAAGAGAAAUGCUGCCAUCUAACCUUUACCAGAUCCAAAUAUCUGUGGAUAAACCAGUAAGACAAGUUUGCUAUGAGCCAGUAUAUAUCCCUGAUAAAAAGGCAUCUAGGGUUCACAUAGUUACAGCCGUCCCUACAGCAUCUGUAAACUAUAUAGCAGCACCAGAGGAGAUUCCACGUGAGAAUAUCCAAACUCCAGCAGUCAUCUGUAGACAUCCCUCCCAAGAUCCAGGACAGUAUAAGUCAGUCUAUGUCCCAUCACAAACUGGCAGCAGCCCAUGGUGUGUAUGCCAACUGUCUGCACUUCUCCAUAUGCAGCAGCCAACAUAUAGGAAGACUGAAAACAGUAAAUACUCUGCUCAUGUGGAAGAGAAGCCCAAUAGUCCAGAGGUAGUCAACAAGCCCGGAUAUUCAGAUGCUUCCAGUCAGGUGUCGGCUUUAGACAUAAAUCAUGCUUACUCCAGUUCAGUGCAGCAGAACUUGAUGGGCAGUCCAGGUGAGGAUGAACCAGCAAACCUGAAGACAAUUUAUCAACAUUGUAAUUUGAGGCGAACAGACCAGUCAGUGAAUUCACAAUGUAACGCAGAACAACUACAAAGCCAAACACCAAAAUACAAGGAAUUCCUAUUGUGUACUUGUAAGAGUGAUCUUCAGUCAUCCAAUGGGCAGCCAUUGCUGAUCACAUCUCCAGUGCAUAUGGUGGAUGAAGAAGCCAAGCAGGUUGCCAGUCCUCCUCCUUACAUUUUGAUUGGUUCCAGUGAAUGGAAAAAAGUACAUGCUGUCCAGUCAAUAAAUGAACAGGAUUUUCAAAGGUUUACAACACCAUCCCCCUUUGCUAGUACCAAACCGAAUACUGGAAAUCAAAUGCAGAACUUGAGCAUCAGACAUGAUCCUGCUUACCUCUCAAUAGCAGUGCCACUGGAAGAAAUGCACGGAGCGAGUGCUACACCAUCAAUCACUCAUAUUGCCGAGACAAGAUCUAUACCUUCCUUUGGAAAUUCUAUUGCUAUAGCAGUUGCUACCUCAAGAUGUCCAUAUGUUCGGGAUGAACUUGAUUAGAAAGAGUGGCCUAGGCCAUUUAGAACGAUGCAGGUAACAUUCCCCCAUCCAAGAUUGAGAACAUACAAUGCAAUAAAAGGCUGCCGCAUCUUCUAAACCAUCGGAAAUAAACUGGUCUCAAUGCAAAUGAUCCUUCUGGUUUGAAGUCUUUGAUAAUUUACAUAAGGUUCCAUAGCAUGCAGUGCUGAGACACUAACACUGUGCACCUCAUUCUCAGAAGCAGCAAUCUGUCAUAGGCCACUUUGGGGGAAUUUGACAUGGUAUGGGCUCAUUUGUAAUUUUUCUACAUUACUUUCAUUAGCAAUUCGGUUUGUAAAUGUGCCAUAACAUUUUUUGGUUCUGUGUAUUGUGCUGGCUACGGGUGAUAUGGACACAGAACAGAGCAGGAUGCUUAGUCUCCUAAUGCAUAGAUAGGA